CUCGCUACGUCACACGUACCUAACCAUCUCGUGCACAGGCAGUAAAUAAAUAGAUAUGUUUAAGAUACAAUGGGGCGGUGUAAUUAAAAAGAUAGUUCAUUUUUGCUGAAUAAUACCGGAAGAACUCUAGCUCAGUACAGUAUAAAAGCAAGUGAGCAGUACAGUAUUUAAGUGCGUCACAUAUUUAUCUGCUGAAAGCUGUUUGAGGGAAGAACGAUUGCUAGACUCUAAAUUCCGGGCAUUUCUGUCUUGUGUAGCGAUCAUGUCUGCCACAGUCACUGCGAAAGCUUACCUUUUAGGUCGUGAUGAAGCACCACGAGAGAUCCGCCGCUUUACUUUAGAACUGCGUCCAAUUCCCGGCCGCUUGGAGAGGCUCAACGCUAAGGUCCUUGAAGUCUUUCAGGGUCUAAAGAGCGAAUCCUUCCAAAUGUGUUACAAAGAUGAGGAGGGUGACAUGAUAGCAUUUUCAAGUGAAGAAGAAUUGACUUUGGCACUGUCUUGUGUAAAAGACAAUAUCUUCCGUUUGUAUGUGAAAGAAAAGAAAGAAUGCAAGCGUGAGCAUCGCAGGCAAGCUCUGGAACAAGCUGCGGCAGCAGCCAGUGCUGGUGCUGUACAUGCUGGUACUGUACAUGCUGGUGUGACAUGUGAUGGCUGUGAUGGCCCUGUGGCAGGAACCCGAUACAAGUGUGCUGUUUGCCCUGAUUAUGAUCUGUGCAGCAGUUGUGAGGGGAAGGGCUUGCACACGGAACACGAUAUGAUUAUGUUCAGAACUCCACUGAACCAUCCUUUUGGGUGGUUUCCUCGAGGUCCAUGGCAUCAUAAAAUGAAACAUUGGAAGCAUGGAUUCCCACACCCUGCGUGGAUUGCUGCAGCUGGGCGACACCCCGGUGGUCCUUUCUGUCCUAAUUUUGGGCAUAAUGCUACGCCUAAUGCCCAACCACAGCAAGCUGGCCCUUCUACAAAUCAGGAGCAAGACCCUGGGGUGACCUUACUGAAGGAAGUAGGCGAAAAUGUUGCAGCUAUGCUGAACCCUCUAGGUAUUGAUGUAGACAUCGAUGUGGAACAUGGUGGAAAGAGGAUCAAAGUAAACCCAUCACAGCCCUCCUCCAUGGAUGGAUGUGCUAGCAAAAGUAUGUCAACUGCAAAUUCAGAGGAUGCCAUAGAAAUGGAGGCUGGAAAUCCAAAUUCUGUGGAAAAGGAAAAUGUGCCAGGGAGCAAAAACUUCACAGCUGAACAGCCUAUGCAGAUGGAGGAGAGAGAAGUUUUUAAGGCAAAAACUGAUGCAGGUGCAGCCUCCGGGGGUGAAGAAGAGUGGACUUGUAUCAGUUCAAAGGAGGUGGACCCAUCUACAGGGGAAUUGCUGUCAUUGCAGAUGCAAGCAGAAGAAGCUCUGCGGUCUCUCCGGCUGUCCAAUCCUGACACAUCCCUGGAUGGGCCAACAGGGCUAAGAGAAGCAGCGGCUUAUCCACAUCUUCCACAAGAUGCAGACCCCCGUUUAGUGGAAUCCCUAGCACAGAUGCUUUCCAUGGGGUUCUCGGAUGAUGGAGGAUGGCUAACCCACCUUCUGCAAACCAAGAACUGUGAUAUCGGACAGGCCCUGGAUACUAUUCAGUUCUCCAGGAAAAAUGCAGCUCGAAAAUAAUAAAUCGGCCUGAUUCUUUUUUUAUUUUUUUUUUUUUUUUAUUUUUUUUCCUUCUGUAGCUUGAACUCUUAUUUAAAAAAAUAGCUUUGUAUUGCACCUACUGCUGUGAAUCAUAUGUACAAACUUUUACAAUAAACAUUUCUGCAGGGAUAUUCCCCUUUAAUGUC
Protopterus annectens (West African lungfish) is the source of this 1809-nucleotide messenger RNA. RefSeq names its product sequestosome 1 (gene SQSTM1). The transcript is spliced from 8 exons. The coding region runs from base 263 to 1642 and encodes 459 amino acids. Gene Ontology annotation, biological process: aggrephagy; mitophagy; endosome organization. Gene Ontology annotation, cellular component: aggresome; amphisome. The record is from RefSeq and is a predicted model, not a curated record. Lineage: Eukaryota; Metazoa; Chordata; Ceratodontiformes; Protopteridae. Gene Ontology annotation, molecular function: zinc ion binding; protein kinase C binding; K63-linked polyubiquitin modification-dependent protein binding.